Molecule: messenger RNA, 3432 nt
Organism: Parasteatoda tepidariorum (common house spider)
Lineage: Eukaryota; Metazoa; Arthropoda; Arachnida; Araneae; Theridiidae
Product: SIN3-HDAC complex-associated factor
Biological process (GO): negative regulation of cell migration
Cellular component (GO): Sin3-type complex
Source: RefSeq, a predicted model, not a curated record
CCAAAGUUGUGUACGCUCGACGCCGGCCAGCGAGAAGGCUGCGGAUGGGAAGACGUCCAGAGGAAAAGCUGAAGCAAGUCAGUCAUUGGCGAAUUUUUUUUAAAUUCCCAAAUGCGAACACGAAAAUCAUUAACAUUUCUUACUUGAACAAGAAAAGUAUCUUUAGAGUAUAAUUCUGCAGGGGAAUUAAUUGUGCAGAAAAGAAAAGCAAAAUUAUCAAAAGAAAAACCUACAAGAAGUGUGAAAAUGUUACCAUUCUGGCAUGGAGCUUUGAGAGUGGUGAUAUCCAGUGGUUAAAGGUUGCAUGCAUAAAGGAGAAUUAUUAUAUUUAUGGUCAGAGAAAAUAGUAACUUUGUUUUGCACUGCCACUACUCAGGAAAAAUACUAUCAUGUUUAGCUUCCAUAAGCCAAAAAUAUAUCGCUCAAUAAAUGGCUGUUGUAUUUGCAAAGCCAAGUCAUCAAGCUCAAGAUUUACUGAUAGUAAAAAAUAUGAAUCAGAAUUUGAAAAAUGUUUUCGAAUGAGUGAGAAACGCUCAGGUGAAAUCUGCAAUGCUUGUGUGCUUCUUGUAAAGAGAUGGAAAAAACUUCCAAAUGGUACAAACAGAGAUUGGCAUCAUGUAGUAGAUGCGAGAGCUGGACCAGGAACAAAAUGCACAAGCAAAAAUAAGCAGAAGCCUGAAAAGCAGCCUUCAAAGAAACUUCAUUUAAGACUUUGCAGAAGUAGGCAAAGUGCUUCAGAAGUUUUAUCUGAUGAUAUUGCAGGAAAUGAAGAUAGCCUUAGUGAAUCUUCAGGUCUCUCAGUGCCACACAGUCGAGUGCCAAGUCCCUCUCCUAGUAAUUCUUCUGAUGAUUCCACUAUCCUCGAAGAACCUGAUGAUGAUAUGGAUCCAGACAUUAUUGAUGAUAAACAAAGGCAUAAUGAUAUAUUCAGUCAAAUUGCACAACAUGCCAAUUCAUCAUAUAAUCAUAAAUUGUCAUCCUUUUUAGACAUGACUUUUUGGCGAGAAGAGAGAAUUUGCUGUGGUAUUAUAUUUCGAGGUCCCCAUGGAGAGGCACUUAUAUAUCCUAAGCUCCUCCGUCCAUGUCAUUGCAGGCGAAAUGGAAACUCUGGAAAUGAAUAUUUGUCUCAUGAAGCAGCUACACCAUAUUUGCCUAAUGCUACCAACACUGCCACACAUGUUGCCUGCUCACCUGGGCAAAAUCAUUUUCCUAAUGGAAUAAUAAGUGCUUAGCAAGGAUUUGAUUUAGAAUCUUAUUUACACCCCAUAAUUUUUAUUUACUCAUAUUUAUAUUAGUUUACAGUUUAAUAUUUAUGUUUUAUAAUGUGACUCCUUGUGCUUCCAUUUUGUAAAUGUGAAGUAUCAUUUGAAAAUAAGUGAUUUUAGUCAACAAUAUUUACAUUUAUUCAUUGAUUAGCUCUUAUUUGAUUUUUUCAUAAGGAUUCUGUGAAUCAACAGCAAUUUUUAAAAUAAGUGUUUGUAAACGUCUUCUACUUUCAUACUAAACAACUUUUCAUAUCCUUGUCUAAUAUGGCUAGAGUUGCAUUUAUAAAAGUAUUGUUCAAAUUCAAAUUGUCAAAUUUUGGUGUAAUAUUCGGAAUUACGUUUUUAAACGUUAUCAUUCAUCAUCAUUACUAUUUUUUGAGUGUUGUAAUUAUUUCAAUUAUUUUUAUUUCUUUUUCAUGACAUCAUCUUAGACAUAAGUUGUGUUUAGAAGGUUUAGUGUUGACUUUUAUCCAGAUUCCUUAUUUAUUAAAAAUUUGUGUAUUUUUCCUAUGUUAGAUAUGAAGCAUUUUCACAUGUGAUAAGUCGAAAUUUAUUUUUAGUAUAUCUUGUUAAUUUAAGUUUUAGUAUUUAUUUUGUUGUUAAUGUUACCAAGUCUUUAUAUACAUUUUUAUGUUUUUGUAUCUUUAUAAGCUUCUUAAAUAUUUUCUGAGUAUUACAUAUUAACCGACUGUUGCAUAUUCAUGCUAUAAAAAUAUAACAGUUUCAAUUGUUUGGAUAUAAUUUUGCGUGAAUAGCUUUUUUAAAAAAAAGGCUAAUGAAAGAUUUAGUUGCAAAUUAUUUCAAAAAUUGUUGUUUAUGAUUGUAUUUAUUAAGUUCUAGUUUUUUCCUUGUUCUAUGUUAAAGUUGUGUUUAAUAUUAAUAUUUACUAUUUAAAAAUGUGAGUGAUUACAAAUAUUUAUGGAUAAACAUAUAUAGAAAGCUGGUUGAUCUGCUUUAAUGUUUAAUUACCUGUACUUAUAAGCUUUAUAUAAUAUGUGAUUAUUUAAUCAAGAAAAGUAUAUAUGGAGUAUUUGUUCUUGAUAUUUGUUACUUUUCAUCACUUUGUACUGGAUUAAUACCUCUCAUCAAAGCUUAGUAACAAUUUUAUUUCAAAAUGUAACUUAUAUUCAGUAACUUAUGUAGCAUAUUUUAAUAACCUUUCUAUAGGUGCAUUUUAUAUGCUACCCAAUGUGUUCAGUAUUAUGUGAUACUUAUGUGUUCAAGAUUCGAAUGUACAGAAAUGUAAAAGCUAUUUGAAAGAACUAUUUCUGUUGUAGAUGUAUAAAUUCUAUAUCCAAUUAUUGAUUUGUGAGUUUCACCAAUUUAAUGUUUGUAUUUUCUUCAAAACAAGUUGCACAUUACAGACUAACUGAAACCUUGUUUUUAAAAAUAAGUGGUUGUAAUGUUCGCUCUAAGUUUAUAUUUAAUAUUGAAACUUAUAUUACUAAAGUACCUGAGUCUUGUAUUUUCUAUUUUAAAGGAAAUAACACGAUUUUAAUCCUUUUUUAGUCUAUCCAAUAUGGUCAUUAAGUAAAAGAACCUUGUUACAAAGGGUCUUACUAAAAAGAGCUCUGUCAUUUUCAUCAUAUAUAUUAAAGAAGAUCUUUAUUUUUUUUUUUUCAAAUGCACCACCAAGUUUUUCAUUUCAUUUCCUUUUAAAAGCACUGUUAACUUUCAGGUUAACUAUGAAGAUAAAUUUUCUUUUUUUACUAUGCCAUAUCUUUUUUAAGUUCAUUUCUUGAUUUAGCUUUUAUUCCUUCCAUGUUGCUUUUUUAAGUUACUUUACUAAUGUAAUAAAUAUUUCUGUUGUUAUUAGUCAUUCAAAAUGUUUAUGCUAAAAUGAUAUUUAAAAGAACUGGGGGAAAAGUUCCACUUUUCUUCUUAAUAUUGCAGUACUCAUUGAUAGCUCUUUUAAGCACAUAUAUUGUUGUUUCAAAUAUUUAUGACUUCUCUGUCAGAAAUUUGAAAGCAUACAAUGUCUUUCUUUUGGAAAAUCUUCUUUAUAAUACCAAGUAUGUGAUAACUAUCUUAAAUUUGUACUUCUAAAAGUUAUAAUAGUUUAAUUCUUUGUCAUAUGUCACAUUUAAUUAGUUAUAACUUUUAUAAAAUCUGGUUUACUAAAGAAAAAAAAAUAUUUGAAUGAGAAAGUUUUAUUUUUGUUAGGUGA